Diprion similis is the source of this 4670-nucleotide messenger RNA. It is a transcript of the gene ClC-a, whose product is annotated as chloride channel protein 2. Gene Ontology annotation, molecular function: voltage-gated chloride channel activity. The transcript is spliced from 12 exons. Gene Ontology annotation, cellular component: membrane. Bases 265 to 3312 code for a protein of 1015 amino acids. The record is from RefSeq and is a predicted model, not a curated record. NCBI's taxonomy places the organism in Eukaryota, Metazoa, Arthropoda, Insecta, Hymenoptera, Diprionidae. Gene Ontology annotation, biological process: transmembrane transport; chloride transport.
AGACCGAUCGGUUGCCGAUUCGACGAAUAAACUUGUGAAUGACAAAGGAAGACAUAUUGCGGAGUGGAAUAAUUCCGUGAGAUGGAAAAAGCGAGGAUAACAAUCGACCAGGAGAGGAUGACGUGUGACGGUGAUGCUCGUCGGGUGAUGAUAUCGAAGAACGCUUCGUGUAUUUUCAUGGUAACCUACAGCUGCGAAAUAAGUUCGUGGCCGAAAGAGAUUUGAGACAGUGAAUAAAGUUGGGGAAAAGGAAACGCGUUCAAAAUGGCGAAUCAGACCGGGAACAUCGAGCUUCUUCAGACUCAGCCUGAGGGCAGCGAAGAGGAAGUCGACAAGGAGUGGGAAGAGUUCACAAGACUCAUGGCUAAGCUAAAGGGAAACAGAAAGAACCAUCCUCACAGGCCAUCUCAGGCUUUCUACCCAUGUCCUCCGCCAAAUCCCGAAGAAGAGCAACAGGAAUUCGACGCCUUCGACUACAUUAACACUUUUAUGUAUGGACGUUACACGAAGGACCUGGGUGAAUACGCAAAAGAAGAAGCAAGAAGACUUCGAUUGCACGACAGAGCCAGACGGAAAUUGGACAAGGACCGUACCCACGAACUGAGGAAGUCUAAAAAGCGAGGACCGAUAUGUAGAAAACUGUUAGCCGUGCUUGCGUUCACAUGGAAACACACGGGGGCCCGUUUAGGCGAGGAUUGGGUUUUCCUCGCUCUCCUCGGCGUCAUCAUGGCCAUUCUAAGCCAUGCUAUGGACAAGGGCAUUUCACUUUGCAACAACGCGAGGAUAUGGCUAUACCAAGACCUGACGACACAGCCGGCACUGCAGUACCUAGCAUGGGUGUCACUUCCGGUGUGCCUGAUCCUCUUCAGCGCAGGUUUCGUGCACAUCGUAGCACCGCAGAGCAUAGGAUCAGGGAUCCCGGAGAUGAAAACGAUCCUACGAGGAGUGGCGUUGAAGGAGUACCUGACGUUCCGAACGUUGGUGGCGAAGGUGAUCGGAUUAACGGCAACGCUGGGUUCGGGUUUGCCGUUGGGCAAAGAAGGUCCAUUCGUGCACAUAGCGAGCAUAGUGGCAACACUGUUGUCAAAGCUGGUCACGAGUUUUCAGGGUAUCUACGAAAACGAAAGUCGAAAUUGCGAGAUGCUGGCUGCGGCUUGUGCCGUUGGUGUGGCAGCCUGUUUUGCCGCACCAAUAGGUGGUGUCCUCUUCAGCAUCGAAGUAACGACGGUUUACUUCGCCGUGAGGAAUUACUGGCGAGGUUUUUUCGCCGCGGUUUGCGGUGCGACCACCUUCAGACUGCUCGCCGUUUGGCUGAACAAGGAAGAAACCAUCACCGCCAUGUUUCCGACAAAUUUUACCGCCGAGUUCCCCUUCGAUCCCCAAGAGUUAUUCGUUUUCGCUCUUAUCGGUGUGGGAAGCGGUCUUGGCGGUGCUUUUUACGUAUGGCUUCACAGGCAGUACGUCAUAUUCAUGCGGAAGAACAAGAGUAUGAACAGGUUCCUUCAGAAAAACCGGUUUUUGUAUCCCGGAAUCGUCACCCUCUUGGUAGCAACGAUUUCGUUUCCAUUGGGCUUGGGUCAGUUCAUGGCAGGAGAUUUAACGACCCACGAACAGGUGCUUGGAUUGUUCGUAAACUUCACGUGGACGAAGACGGACUUGACGGUUCUGGAGAUGAACGUCCUUCAGCACUGGUCAUCCGUAUACACAGACGUCUUUGUUGGUCUCUUCAGCUACGUCGCCUUCACUUUCAUAUUCUCCAUAAUAAGUUCAACCGUACCAGUUCCUUCGGGUAUAUUCAUACCAGUUUUCAAAAUCGGAGCAGCACUUGGUCGAGCCGUCGGAGAAGGGAUGGCUCUUUGGUUCCCCACCGGCGUCAGAUACGGCGGUAUUAGUAACGCAAUUACACCCGGAGGCUACGCGACCGUUGGAGCAGCGGCCUUUUCCGGUGCGGUAACGCACACCAUAUCAGUGAGCGUAAUAGUGAUCGAAAUGACCGGUCAGAUAACGCAUAUAGUGCCAAUAAUGAUCGCGGUACUGAUAAGCAACGCUAUAGCGGCGCUCUUGCAGCCGAGCAUAUACGACAGUAUAAUACUAAUAAAGAAGCUGCCCUACUUACCCGACUUGUUGCCAUCGAGUUCAGGAAUGUACAACGUCUACGUCGAGGACUUUAUGGUCCGUGACGUGAAGUACAUCUGGCACGGAAUCACCUAUCAAAAGCUAAAGGAUAUACUAAAGGAGAACCGAAAGCUGCGAGGGUUUCCGCUUGCGGAUAACCCGGGCUCGAUGAUACUUCUUGGCUCCAUCCAGAGGUUGGAGCUGAUCAAGCUGAUAGAGAAGCACAUCGGUCGAGAACGGAGGCUUCAGGUUGCUCAGAAGUGGCAAAAGGAAGCGGAGGAACGAGCUAGAGAGGAAAUGGAACGACAGCUUAGAGAACAGGAGAGAACCCGGAGGCCUUCGAGAUUCGAAGUAAUUCCAGCGCCCGAUAUUCUCAAACUUCAACGCCAGAGCGCCAGCGAUCUCACAACUACCGGAAAUGACGCGCACGCCUUCCACUCACCGAUAUUCGGAUCCCAGCCGAAGAAGUCGAUCCUUAAGAAGACGCACUCGUUCACUCUGAAGGGUUUCAGCCCUUUGGUAAGUCCGGCAGUGACGCCAUACACGACGGUAACGGGAGCUGAAAGCAGAAUCCGACUGGCGUUCGAGGCCAUUUUCCGGAAAUCAGCAACCCUGCAAGACGUUGACCCCGAUCCAGAAAUGGGCUCUGGCGGAAGUGUGAAUGCGAACAGACAGGGCAGCAUCGAUGUGUUGAACGUGCCUUCCCACCUGCAUACCCAGUUCUCACCGAGUCCCAAUACAUCGAAGAAGGUUCAGCUGCCACGCGAGAGGGUGAUCGACAUGUCGGCGGAGGACCAAAAACAGUGGGAAGAAAGCGAAAUGGCGCUCGAGGUUGACUUCUCACGAUGUCACAUUGACCCCGCGCCUUUUCAACUCGUCGAGCGAACCUCGUUGCUCAAGGUUCACAGCCUGUUCAGCAUGGUGGGCGUUAACCACGCGUACGUAACGGCGAUUGGACGGCUGGUCGGUGUGGUGGCUUUGAAAGAGCUACGAAAAGCGAUCGAGGACGCGAACUCGGGUAUAAUUCCGGUUCACGGCACCGAGACGGGGAUCCAUGGAUCGGAUUCAACUUUAGGUGGUGUUGAAGUGCCCUCGGAUUCAAAAACCCAAAUAACAAUAAACUCGGUUACAAAUUCCGUGACGCAGGAUGACGACAGCGAAAUAUCUCCACCGCACAAUCACCACGAGAAGGUAUGAAAAAUACAAGGUUUAACAAUCCUAAUAUUAUACGCAUAUACAAUAUACAUAGUGUAAACCAAGCAAUUGUGAUAUAGCAUACUCUCCUAUAUAUUUAAAUAUAUAUAUAUAUAUAAUACCUAUAAUAAAAAUCAACCUACGUUUAAAAACGGUGCGAUUAUAAUUUAUAUAGACGCACAAUAAUUUAAUACGGUUCAACAAUGCACAUAAAAUUGUUGAAAAUUCACAAGAAUAACGAUUGAUGUCCCUUAUACAACGCGGUGUAUACAGGUAGAAUUAGUAAGAUAAACGAGAACGACGAUUACGAUGAUUAUAAACGAAUUGUAAAAAUAAUUACCACUAUGAUUAUUGUUAUCGUCGUUUUUCGUUUUUAAUUAUAACAUCGGUGCUCAAAUUAUGCUGCAGCUUUACACAGCUUUAUUUAGGUUUACAGAUUGAUUAAUUGAUUGAUUGAUUGAUUGAUGUAUAUGGUGUCGGCAUAUAAUUGUCCAGUUUGUAUACUGUAUACUGCUAUGCAGACGUGUCUAUUGUAGUGUAAGUGUGAGAAAUUGUAUGAUUGGGAAGUUUUUUUUUUUCUUUCGAAUCAAACAAACCGGUGAACAGCUAUUAUACAUAUAAUGCCAAGUAAAGGUAAAGAUAUUGAUAUAAAAAUGCAAUGUAACAAUCGGUAUUAUAUAAGUGUCGAUUUGCUUUUUAUUUUGCUUUUUUUUUUUUUUUUUUGUUUCUCUAAUUUUUAGGGCUUUUUUUUAUCGCCUUUCAAUCGUUAAAUCGUAUCUUGUAUCUAGUCUACAACAAAAUAUAAAAUCCCACUACUAUUCACUAAUUAUUUAUAUAUCAUGAUCAUUUACUUAUCAAUUUGUUCUUCUCUGCCUUUUGAAGUUCGUUUCAUUGAAUGUAUAAUUUUUCAUGAAUAUAGUGAAUGAGAAAGUUGAAGUGACGAAACAAAAUACAAACAAUCGUUUAGAGAGCCAGAAUUUGCUUUUUGAAAUGCAUUUUUUCUUGUUAAAUUCUUUCUUUGUAAAUUAUUCAACUUGUAUUCACUGAUUUGUCUAUGUGUUUUAUUCACUAAAUGUUUCUAUUUUUAGUUUUAUUUCUUUUGACUAGAAACAACCGAGUUUGAGGAUAGAUAUUGUAUGUAAAAUAAUAGAAUGAUCAGGAUAUAUAAUAAUAUGAAGAAUAUAAAGUAUCUCGAUAGAGAAUUUUUUAUGUCAAAUAACGGUAGAUAACUAUCGAAUAUACAUCUGAUAAAUAUUUAAAUCCUAACAUAAACACGGUUGUGCCAGAAAUUAUUUGUUUAUAACGUAUUGUGUGUAUACGCAAAUAUAAAAUACGUAAUGUGCGCGUGUGUGUGUGUGUGU